Messenger RNA from Triticum urartu, 1786 nucleotides. The record is from RefSeq and is a predicted model, not a curated record. Lineage: Eukaryota; Viridiplantae; Streptophyta; Magnoliopsida; Poales; Poaceae.
CCCGACCGCGCCCGCGGUCGCCGCCGCACCCACUCACCGACAGCGUCGGGAGGGGAUAAGGGCGCCACGCCCCGACCCCUCGAUCCCAUUCCCCCACUCGCUCACCACUCCCCUCGCUCUCUCCACCUCUCCCUCUCCAUCGAUCUAGAGAGGAGGCCGACGCGAUCGUCGCCGCGCCCGCUUCGAUCCCGCGCUCAACAGCCACCCCUUGUCGCUCCGCCGUGCCCACCAGCUUUGACCUGCUCCCCUAUGCUACCCGCGCCAUCGGGCUUGAGCCAGGCGCCUCUCCUUCGAGCGGGGCGAGGACGUCUUCAAUCUCGAGUCACUGUCAUUUUCGUCGUCUCCUCCGGCAUCAGUGAGCCUCCCCCAGGCCCGCCUUUGCACCCAUAUAGGACGUUGUGAGCCCCCGCUCCUCCUCUCUCCCUCUUCUACCUUGCAUGCGCCCGUUAGAUGCCCCAGCCACCGUGCCCAACGAGCUCCGGUCCCGUCAACACCGCUGACCGUCGCCGUUGCCACCGAUGCCGGCCACCCCAGCUUUCCCCACUACUACCUGUAGACGCGCGGCACUGCGGCCGUUCGAUAGGACCAAGCGGCGGACCAAAUGGUUGCCUGCACGACAAUUCCAGCGCGUCGCCGCCGUUCCGAAGGUCGCCGGCGCUCUCCGUGCACGCGUUGGUUUGGACCGGCAAACUGCUUCUGGCGCUCUUCUGCUGCUUCUAGCGCCGACGCCACUGCCCCUCCGCCCGCGCUUGCCGCUCGCCGCUCGCACCUGUCGCUGCUGCCUGCCUGUGGCGCCGAUCCUUUUACCGUCGCCGUCCGCCGUUCCGAUGCCGCACCCACCCCCGCACAGCGCGCGUGCCCGCCACCUCUCGACCGCUCGCGUGCUGCUCUUGCUCGCCUACCGCUGCUUGCUACCACGGUGCUGCUGCUGCAUCCUAGCUUACCACACCGAGACCGACAUCGCCGCUACCCAGUACGACUACGGUGUUGAGGACCCCUCCUUGCCAGAGUAACCAGGCAAGCCCCCCCUUGAUCAAGCCGAUAUCGCCUAUUAUUCUCUAUACUUCUUGCAUUAGAGUUGUGUAGUUACUGAUUCAGGUUAAUCCUAUUCCGUUGCAUAGCCUAUCAUUGUUGCUACAGUUGUUGAUACCUUACCUGCAAUCCAAAAUGCUUAAUAUAGGAUGCUAGUUUAUCAUUAGUGGCCCUACAUUCUUGUCCGUCUGCCAUGCUAUACUAUCGGGCCGUGAUCACUUGGGAGGUGAUCGCGGGUAUAUACUUAUACAUAAUAUGUGAUACAGCUGGUGACUAAAGUCGGGUCGGCUCGUAGAGUACCCGCAAGUGAUUCCGAUGAGGGGGCUGAAAGGAUAGGUGGUUCCAUCCCGGUAGAGGUGGGCCUGGGUUCCCAACGGCCCCUGACUGUUACUUUGUGGCAGAGCGACAUGGUAGGUUGUGACCACCUAGGUGAGAGGUGGGCCUGGCCCAGGUCGGCGUUUGCGGUUACAUCAAUGAACACGCCUAACGAGAUCUUGGUAUCUGAUCUGAGUCUAGCCACUGGCCUAUACGCACUAACCAACUACACGGGAAUAACUAUGGGCACUCGACAUCGUGGUAUCAGUCGAAGCCUUCUUGAUGUCAACGACUGAGCGGAGCACGCCGGGUUGGACCACGUAACGCAACUACCUUUGUAAUGGAGGUUGCUAGGUCUGCUCACUGGCCGCCCACGCAACAUGCACGUGUGCAAUGGACGAUGGGCCCAGACCCCUGCGCCAUAGGAUUUAGACCGGCA